AUGAACUUGGAGGUCGUAAAAGACAAAAAUCAGAGGAGGAAAGGCAGGAUCUAUCGCUGGAAAGCCUCUCGUAUACGGCAUAGGCCCUCCAUACCCAACCCGCGGUCAAGCCCUCACUCAUUGCAUUCAACACCCAUCAAAAAGUUUAUCUUCCAUCUACUGCUACAGUUACUAUACCUCAUUGGCUUAUUGUCGCUAUUACAGCCAUCGCCAGUAGCUGCCAAGACAACUGUACCCAACUUGAGUUGGGUCUACUGGUCGGGCAAUGGCACUAGUCCUCCUGCAAGAUCUGAUUUUGCGAUGGGCUAUGACUGGAGGCGUCGUCUUGCUUAUAUAUUUGGCGGCAGAGCAUCCGAUGGAACUAUAUUGGAAGAUACAUGGGUUUUAGAUGUAUAUAAUAGAAGGUGGAGGAGGCCGUUAGGUGCUGCUUCCGUCACAGAUCCACAUCCUCCUGGCAGAUAUGCUGGAGUUUGUGGAAUGGAUCAGCCAAUCUCACAGGAACGAGAUGCCAUGGUUAUUUCCACUGGAAUCGGUGCUACGCCAGAUGGACAGAUGAUCCUGUAUAACGAUGUAUGGUCGUUUGAUCUCAAUUUCGAGAUAUGGAGUAAACUGAAUGCCUCUGGCCCAUUGCCAUCACCCAGAUAUGGAGCAGCCGGUGGAAUAGAUUUCUCAAACUCCCGAAACACGAAUACGACGCAAUUCCUGCUCAUGACACAUGGUCGUGGAUUUCAAGGCACUCUGAACGAUGCACAUAUAUUAUCAUUAGGCGGAGCAGUCUCUGGAACCAAUUACAGUGGGUUAACUGCUGCUUGGAAGGCCAUAUCUAUUACGUCACGUCUGAUACCGCCACCUCGAUCGUCCUUGGCGUCAACAGUCUUGUCAUCACAAAGACUUUUUCUUCAAGGUGGUUGUGGAGAUGAUCCAUGGGCUUUACAGAUACCGGGCAUUGCAGGCACUUGCCCGGCGAAUGAAGCCUAUGUAUUGUCCGUAGAUCCUGUCACAGUGACGGGUACUUGGCAAUUAUCGAGUACUACAGAUUGUCCUGGACCGCAAUUGGAUGGCUCUAUGACUAGGAAUCCAAAUCCAUAUUCAGAUUCUGUAAUCUUGGUCGGUGGUGAUCCAGGUGCUCUGUUUCCAGAGCAAUUGCCGGGGCAGUUUGCCAUUUAUGAUUCUCCUUCAUCGUCUUGGGGCGUUGCUGUUGGAUCAUUAUACCCUGGCACUACUGUAUAUCCAAAUCCUCGACGUGGAGCUGGACUAGUUGCCACAGAUCCAACUACAAAUCAGGGCCAAGCUGAUGUGAUCAUGUUUGGAGGUCAAUACUUUGAUGGCUCUGGUGCAUCAACCGAAGUCUGGCUACUUCGUCCAUUCACCAAUGUCUCCACACUGCCAAAUGCUCUACCUGCCAACUCGACGAAACCUGAUAUUAUCGAAUUAGGAUGUCCUAUAACUCCCAAUCUAGUAGUAGUCCAUGGGAUCUUGAUGUUUGUGGCUUUCGGUAUCCUCAUUCCUUUAGGUGCAGCUCUGGCAAGAUAUCUGCCACGAGGUUCCGACUAUCGUAUCUAUCUACAUGGCACAUUACAGUCAUUAGGAGCAUUGCUGGGCGUCGUAGGCCUUUGUCUUGCAGUACUCAUGAUUGGCCCAGCUCGUCAUGCUGCCGUCCCUCAUGCAUGGUUUGGAUUGCUCGUGCUGGCCGGUGUAGUAUUUUUGCCAUUUUAUGCCUUCUUCCGACCAGACGUAUCACCACCGACAUUUAAAGGCUCUAGUAAACCUCUGUCGUCGUAUAAAAACAGGACAACUAUAGAUGGAGAUACUUCACAUUCGAGACCGUCUAAACGACAACGUGCACAGGACGCCGUCGUUAUGCCUGGUUGGAGAGCACCAGGAGCUGAUGGAUAUCUCGCAGAAUUGGCCAAUGAUCAAGGAUCUGUAACGUCGUUUCAACAGCACCCAACUUCACCACGUCAUCGCAACUCAUCCGCUGUAAAUAAUAAUGUCAAUAAUUCCGAAAGGAUAGCGCCUUCGCCCACUCCAUUGCCAUCAUCUAGUAAUGCAUUACCUCCGGCAUCUACGUCGUCUGGUUCAACGUUGGGUAAUAAUCGUCCACCGGCAGACUUUGAUCUAGAUACCUUUGCUGACGAUUCGCAAGAAAUUGAUCAACAAAUGGAUCGUGAAACCAUCCAAGGUUUGAAAGCUCUGGCUAGAUGGACUAGAAUACAUACUUUUGUUGGUUCCACCACUGUGCUUUUAGGUCUGGCAAAUGUGGCCCUGGGUAUUGCCUUGAUCCCAGAUGCUAGUCGACAGUAUUUAGGACCGUAUUUAGGAUACCUGUCGGUUUACUUUGUCAUGUUUUGCACAGCCGAGUAUUUUCGCUAUCGCCGAUACCCAGAUAGGAGUAUAUAUUCUCUGUGGAGAUACAGGGCUGAGUACCUUCUCUACCUCAAGAAUAGGUGGAGUGAUGCAUGCCAAAUAUGUACUGGUUUACGACGUGGUGGACCGAGAGAAGCAUGGUCUGUUGCCAAGACAAUGAUGGAGGCUAAACGUAUACAAUCUGAAGACAAUUUGCCACUGGAAGUUGUAGCAGCAGAUUCUCCAAAGGAGAACGGGAACGCUACCCACGCAAAUGUAGAUUUAGAUGGUGUAGCACCUGCAGCAGAAGAUGUGCCGUGGGGUGAUAUGUCUUUGGGAUAUCAUGCGCUGCCUAGGUCUAGAGUAACCAGUCAACAGUCUCAGUUAUCACCAGUCUUGCAUCCAGGCUUUUAUAAUCCACCAGGCUUUACAAAUGAUCGUAUGUAUCAACAGCAGCAUCAUGUAGGAAUGUCUGCAAACGACUUGCUUAUACCGCAGAAUGACUUGCGAGCACCUCGUAAACUUGAUGUCGUUACUAUGGGACGGCCAGUGUCAACUCAGCAGCCCCGUCUAAAGUCUCAACGGUAUUCUGAUCCAGAACUGUCGAAUCGGUUCUUGCGGGAUGGUGGAAUGCUAAAUUGGCAACGAUAUGGUCAAGGUCCGUUGAUAGAUUUGAGCAACUUGGCUCCUAUAAAUUCAAGAGCCGAUAUUGCUACAGAACAAGUCUUUGGUCCUCCUAUAGUACCAUACACUCGGUCUAGCACAGAGCAUCCGAUGUUGACGCCAGUACCAAUAAACAAGCCUAAUAGUAAUAGUGGCAAUCUAGUAAUGUUUGCAGGUCCCACGGCUGAAGGUUUGAGCAAUGGAAUUGCUAGUGGUCAUAGUAAUCAUGGUCCAAGCACUAGUAAAAUAGUAGGCCGGUCGUCUGGUUCUUCUGGUGAAAGCUCCAGAAGUAAUACGGACGCUGGAUCAAGUCCCAUGAUUGAAGCAUCAUUGCCAACUCCCAGAACUAGCUCUGCAAGUGGUCAAUCCAACAGUAACGGCAAUAGCAAUAGCAAUGCCAACAACUAUUCCAACAGCAAUCACGUCACGUUUUCCGAUCAACAUCAACAACAAGGAAAGGGUAAAGCAUCUGUAAAUACUGCUGCCUCCUUAAAAUCAUCAGCAUCAUCGACAUCAUCAUCUAAAAUAAUUAUACCACCGUUACCUCUACCUCCGGCAAUGGGACUCCCACCACGAGUCCCCGUUGUAACAACCACACCUGCAUCUCCGACACGAUCCUCUACGAAUAGAAUAGCACCACCAUCGUCACCGCCACCAUCUUCUUCUUCAACAAGGCCGCCACAAUACCAGUUACCAGCUGUACUUGCUCCAACAAACUUGUUUGUUCAACCAGCUAUAGGUGCAGCGCCCCAUCAUGCCCAUCAUGAUGAUGAAGAUGAGGGGUUGGGUAGUGACAUAGAUUCUAAUAGUGAUGAGGAUUGA
Messenger RNA from Synchytrium microbalum, 3831 nucleotides. RefSeq lists its product as uncharacterized. The record is from RefSeq and is a predicted model, not a curated record. Lineage: Eukaryota; Fungi; Chytridiomycota; Chytridiomycetes; Synchytriales; Synchytriaceae. The coding region runs from base 1 to 3831 and encodes 1276 amino acids. Gene Ontology annotation, molecular function: protein binding. The transcript is spliced from 4 exons.